This is a messenger RNA of Caretta caretta (loggerhead turtle), 2120 nucleotides long. It is a transcript of the gene GXYLT1, whose product is annotated as glucoside xylosyltransferase 1. Gene Ontology annotation, molecular function: UDP-xylosyltransferase activity. Lineage: Eukaryota; Metazoa; Chordata; Testudines; Cheloniidae. The record is from RefSeq and is a predicted model, not a curated record. Gene Ontology annotation, biological process: protein O-linked glycosylation via N-acetylgalactosamine.
ACGGUGACCCCAGCGCGGGGCUCGCGCUGCCGCUGGGUCCGGGCUCGCGCUGCCCGCGCUGCCGGUUGGGCCCCGGCCGCCGGGGCAGGAUGCGGCGCUACGUGCGGGUGGCGCUGCUGUGCCUGGGCUGCGGCUUGUGCUCGCUGCUCUACGGCUCCAGCCAGCUGGCCCUGGAGCAGGAGCCUGGCGGGGGGAAGCCGCAGGCCCCGGACCCCGCCGCUCCCGUCCGGAGACAGCGCGCCGGCGGCGGGAGGGCGGCGGCGGCGGCGGCGGCGGGAAGCGCAGGCCGCGGGGAGCCGGAGCUGCCAGACAGGUGUAAGAAUUUGUCUAUAUCUUACUGGAAUUCCUAUUGGAUGCUGCCCUCUGAUGUUUGUGGAAUGAACUGCUUUUGGGAAGCUGCUUUUAGAUAUGAUUUUAUGAAAACUCAGCCUGCUGAGAAGAUGCACCUAGCAGUGGUUGCCUGUGGUGAAAGGCUGGAGGAGACUGUUACUAUGUUGAAAUCAGCCAUUAUUUUCAGCAUCCAACCUCUACAGUUUCAUAUUUUUGCAGAGGGCCAACUGCACAACAGCUUCAAAGGCAUACUCAAUGGUUUGCCAUAUCAAGGAAAAUUUAAUUAUACCGUAUACCCAAUAACAUUUCCGACUGAGAGUGCAGCAGAAUGGAAGAAACUGUUUAAACCCUGUGCUUCACAAAGGCUAUUCUUGCCAUUAAUCCUCAAAGAUGUGGAUUCGUUACUGUAUGUUGAUACUGACAUCCUGUUUUUGAGACCUGUUGAUGAUAUUUGGUCUUUUCUGAAAAAAUUUAAUUCCACACAAAUUGCUGCAAUGGCACCAGAACACGAGGAACCUCGUAUUGGAUGGUAUAAUCGCUUUGCUAGACACCCAUAUUAUGGAAUAACUGGAAUAAAUUCUGGAGUAAUGCUAAUGAAUAUGACACGUAUAAGAAGAAAGUAUUUCAAGAAUGAUAUGACAACUGCUCGGCUACAGUGGGGAGAAAUUCUUAUGCCAUUGCUCAAAAAAUAUAAACUAAACAUAACGUGGGGUGAUCAAGAUCUGUUGAAUAUUAUGUUUUUUCAUAAUCCAGAGAGCCUUUUUGUCUUUCCCUGCCAAUGGAAUUACCGUCCUGACCACUGCAUUUAUGGAAGCAAUUGUAAGGAAGCUGAAGAAAAAGGAAUAUUUAUUCUUCAUGGUAACAGGGGUGUUUACCAUGAUGAUAAACAACCAACUUUUAGGGCUAUAUAUGAAGCAAUAAAGAAAUAUUCCUUUGGCGAUGACCUGGUUAAUUUCCUGUUACAGCCCCUAGAACUGGAACUGCAGAAGACAAUGCAUACAUACUGUGGAAGAAUAUACAAAGUGUUCAUAAAGCAGCUAACAAAAAGUAUAAGAGAUAUUUAUGAUAGAAGAUCAAAGGGAAGUUGAUUCUUACUACAAACUCACAAAACUAUUUAAUUUAAACAAAGACAGAAUAUAUAAAAUGUAUGAAGGAUGUUCAUGCAAGAAAUAUAAUAUUGUGUGUGCCCAGGUAAAUGUUUACCAGUGUAGAUAAAAUGAAGAAACUUCAUAUUAUGAAGAAUACAAACACUUUCCUGCGAAGAAGAUAUUUUUAAUCUUUUAAUCACUGUUAAUUUUCAUUCCAGUUCUAGUGAAUAUGGGAGUUACUGGCUGUUCUAGUCGGUUUUUUAUUCUGCAUAAUUCAGUUGUCUGUCAUACUCAAAUGGGUAAAACAGAAAUGAAGAUAGAUCUAUUGGUAGAAUGUACCUCAUACAUUAUCUAUGAUUCUGCUAAACUGUGAAUGUAGCAAUAAUUGAGUCAGCACUAACCUCACUUUAAAAGUGUGAGAACAAAGUUGUUUACAAGGGCAGAAGUUACUCUGUUUUCAAAGAAAUGUGAUGUAACUAUUGACAAUCUGUAUGUGCCUUUAGAUGUGUUCAUCUCCUAUAUGUUAAAAUAUUGUUUUGACAAUCGUGUUUCAUAUUUUAGAUGUAAACUGCACAUUAUAAACAAGAAAAGGAGUACUUGUGGCACCUUAGAGAAUAACCAAUUUAUUUGAGCAUAAGCUUUCGUGAGCUACAGCUCACUUCAUCGGAUGCAUACUGUGGAAAGUGUAGAAGAUGCUUAUUA